UCCGCGUCGAAUGUUAUUAACAUUUUUUUAUAUUAUUCCAAUUCUAAAAUAGAUUAUAAAACAACACGCUGCAAAACAUUUGGUAUUAAAAUAGUGUAACUACAAAAGUAUUUAAUAUUAAUAGAUUUAUAAAAUAAAAAUUUGUUUGACGACGGUGUGAAGAAGAAGUGUGUGUAGUAGAGUUUAACAAAAAUGGCAGACAUUGUGGAAAAGGAGGAGAAAACAAUUGCCGAAGAUUUGGUUGUAACCAAAUAUAAAUUGGCGGGUGAAAUCGUCAACAGAACUUUGAAGGCUGUUAUUGAUCUCUGUGUUGCCGGUGGCUCUGUCAGAGAUAUCUGCACAAAGUCAGAUGCUCUUAUCACCGAAGAAACAAGCAAAGUUUACAAAAAAGAAAAGGAAUUAAAGAAGGGUAUUGCCUUUCCCACCUGCCUGUCAGUCAACAACUGUGUUUGCCACUUUUCACCGUCCAAAAAUGAUCCCGAUCAUGUGUUGAAGGAUGGCGAUGUUGUUAAAAUUGACAUGGGUGCUCAUAUUGAUGGCUUCAUUGCCGUAGCUGCCCAUACUGUCGUAGUAGGAGCUACUGCUGACAAAAAAGUAACAGGUCGUCAAGCUGAUGUAAUUCUUGCUGCUUACUGGGCUGUACAAGCUGCUCUAAGAUUACUUAAAGCCGGAAACAAUAACUAUGCCAUUACCGAUGCUGUUCAACAAAUCAGUGAAUCCUACAAGUGCAAACCCAUCGAGGGUAUGCUCAGUCAUGAAUUGAAACAAUUCAAAAUCGAUGGCGAAAAAACAAUCAUUCAAAAUCCUAGCGAAGCUCAACGCAAAGAACAUGAAAAGUGUAACUUUGAAACACAUGAAGUCUAUGCCAUCGAUGUUAUUGUGAGCACUGGUGAAGGUAUUGGUCGUGAGAAGGAUACUAAAGUGUCAAUUUACAAAAAGACCGAUGAAAACUAUAUGCUUAAGUUGAAAACAUCUCGUGCUCUUUUGGCUGAGGUUAAAACAAAGUACGGUAAUAUGCCUUUCAAUAUUCGCGGUUUUGAUGAAGAGACUAAAGCCCGCAUGGGUGUUGUUGAAUGUGUGUCCCAUAAAAUGAUUGAACCCUUCCAAGUGCUGUACGAAAAGCCAAGUGAAUAUGUGGCUCAAUUCAAACACACUGUCUUAUUGAUGCCCAAUGGAGUCAAUUUAGUAACUGGCAUUCCCUUCAAUGUUGAAAACUUUGUUAGUGAACACAGCAUAGCUCAACCUGAAUUAAAGGAACUUGUUAACACUCCCCUGCAGCCACCCAAGAAAGGUAAAGGACAUGCUAAGAAGAAGGCUGCUGCUGGUACAGACACUGCCACUUCAACACCGGCUCCUGUGGAGACCAAGGCUUGAAAGCAUCAAAUUAACAACAAUUGCUACGCCUUUUGCUAUAUACUAAAAUAUUAGAGCAACUAAAGCAAUAAAUUUUAAGUAUGGAUGAGAAUGAAGAGGAAACUCUGCAACAGAAUGUAACACAACCUAAUAAUUAAAACAGUAAACAACAUACUACUACAAUUUACUCAUUUACCCAUAAAACAGCCAAACAAGCAACCCACAUACCCGUUCUAUAAAACUUAUCUACCAGCUAUUAAUUAAGUGGGAGCUGGUUCAACUAUCUGUAUAUUGCGCCCGGCCAGCGUUACAAAAUUCAAAAACAUCUCUUUUUUUUAUAUUUCUAUUCAGUCCAAUUGAAACAAAUUUCAUUACGUAUGUGUACAGUGAAACUAAAACACAAGGAAAUUUAAUAACAAAACAAAAACCAACAAAAAAAUGUUUCAGCAUUAUUGUAAUAAUAUCUAUCCUAAAAGAGGAUAUUUAUAUUUUUUAGAUAAUUUUCAAAAUUAUCUAAAACUUUGAAUUCGUUUUAUAUUGUUUUAUAAAAUUAUUGAAAAUAAUUUUUUAAAAAAAGCUAAAAAUUUUAUUAGAAAUAAAACCA
Messenger RNA from Lucilia cuprina (Australian sheep blowfly), 1957 nucleotides. Its product is annotated as proliferation-associated protein 2G4. The record is from RefSeq and is a predicted model, not a curated record. The transcript is spliced from 9 exons. NCBI's taxonomy places the organism in Eukaryota, Metazoa, Arthropoda, Insecta, Diptera, Calliphoridae. The coding region runs from base 193 to 1374 and encodes 393 amino acids.